CCCUACGUUUCAUUUAACAGCGGAGAGCCUCCGUUUCACAAAGCAACUGUGUUGCGUCUGCCAGCUCUCUGUCUGCGUGUCUGCGCUAGUGGAUGAGCGAGCGAGAGAGAGAGAGAGAAACCAAGAGUGAGAGAGAGAGACUGAGAGAGAUAGCAAGAGAAAGCAAGCAAGAGAGGGGAGCAAGGGAGAACGGGCGAGGGAGAGCGAGACAAAGCUAUGAAAUUAAUCUGUGUGGUUUGCCUGCUGUUUCUCUUCCCAGCUCUGAGCCUUAAUAAAAGACAGAGCUAUGAGGGACUUGAGCGGAAGCUGAAGGAGGUAUUCACGGAGAGGGCCGGAAUCCUGCGUCAACUCUCCAAAACAUCAAAUGAAUUAGACAACAUAAAAGGCAACUUAAAGUCUCUGAAAAAUGGUGAGAGGGUGCCCAAAAAGGAUGUCCAGAGAAUUCUGGAACUCAGCCAGAAACAAAGGGACGAGAUGAAGUCUCUCCAAGCAGCACUGCAGAAGCAGCUGGAUGAGGCUACAGAGAGAGCAGAGAAACAGCAGGCCACGGUGAGCGACCAACCACACUUUCUGUUCCACUGUACCCAUCACUUAGGAUCCACACCUGAGAGCCUCACCCUGUCACCUUGGGACCAGACCUCAAUGCCUCACCUUAUCACCUGGGACAGAAACCAUGUGGUCUAUCACUCAUAACCUAGAUCAUAUGAUCUUACCCUGUCA
Messenger RNA from Anguilla anguilla (European eel), 720 nucleotides. RefSeq names its product leucine zipper protein 2-like. The transcript has 4 exons. NCBI's taxonomy places the organism in Eukaryota, Metazoa, Chordata, Actinopteri, Anguilliformes, Anguillidae. The coding region runs from base 217 to 693 and encodes 158 amino acids. The record is from RefSeq and is a predicted model, not a curated record.